UAAAAAAAGUUGUAAAUGCGAAAGCAGCAAUAAGUAAGAAGAUAGCUCACGUUUUUUUUUUUGUUUAACUACGAAGUGGCUUGGCGCAAAUCGCUAAACGCGCGGAGUGCGAGGGCGAGAGACAGUAUUUGAUGUGCAACGCAUAUUGCAAAAAGUAAAUCAAGUGCGCGCCUUUGGGAAGCAAAAGUCGCCGCUGGGUCCGUUUGAAAGGAUUGGGAUUUGGAGGCAAACAGCUGCAGCGGCAUUAGCAUCAUCAUGGUGAAGAAGCGUCAAACGGACGCACAACAGGAUGGCAACAGUUCCACAGACUCUGGAGCAAGUGGUGCGGCUGUGUGUCAGCACAUCAAACGGUCGGUGGACACAACGCGAUUGCGUCGUCAGCUGAAAGCAACGGGCCUUCUCUACGAGUGUGUCCAAUGCCAGAAACUGAAUGCCACAAAUGUGGCAGGCAGCAGUGGCAAUGGCGGCGUCGACGGCAGCGGCGAAUCGAGUGCCACCUGCGAAGCGGACAACACGCUCUGGCUGUGCCUCAAUUGUGGCACACAACUGUGUGGACGCGAGCGCAACACGCAUGCCCUGCAACACCAUCAGACUCCUCGCUCGGACUCACAUGCGCUGGUAUUGAAUACGCGCUCAUUUAAGAUCUGGUGCUACGACUGUCGCAGCGAGGUCAGCCCCAAUUCGCGCAAGAAUCUGCUCGAGUGCGUCGAGCUGGUCAAGCGACUUGCUCAGAAGCCGCCGACGAGUGUGGCAAAUGCGGAAGCCGAGCAGCCAACGAUCAGCAACAUUGAGUACAAAAUGAAAUCAACGCUGGAACAGCUCAGUGCCAUGGUGCCGAUGACCGGUGGCCAAUUGUCGCAGCCAGUUGCUGGGGCAGCAAUACCGUUGCCACCACCGCCACCGCCGGCACCAGCGGCGGGUGUUGUGCCCGGCAUGGCCAAGCGAAUGACGGGCAACAAUCGUUUGGUCAACAUACCGAAGAGCGUCUCGCCGCAAUUGCAGCCCACAACGUCAACCAGCAAUGAGCUGGAUCGUUUGCCGCGUGUGCGUGGCCUCACCAAUUUGGGUAACACGUGUUUCUUCAAUGCCGUGAUGCAGUGCCUGGCCCAGACACCGUUUCUGCUUGCCGUGCUCAAGGAGCUCGGCGAGCCUGGCGAGCAAUUUGUGUUGCCUGGCGGCACUUUUAGCUCUGCGGAUUCGGGAGACGUGGAGUUGCCCAUGAUUAAGGGCACUUUGUCGUCGUGGGGCACGCUCACCUCGGCGCUGGCGAAUGCGCUCGAGGAAUUGCAAUGCGUUGGCGGUGUCUUGAAGCCUAGCAAACUGUUUGACAAGUUGUGCGCCAAGUGUCCGCAGUUUAUGGGCGGUGAUCAGCACGAUGCCCACGAGUUGUUGCGUCAGAUGUUGGAGAGUGUACGCUCGGAGGAUUUGAAGCGCUAUCAGCGUGUCAUACUGGAGACGAUGGGCUACAAGAAUCAGAAUGUGAACGAUGUGUCGCAAGAGUUGCGACAAAAGUGCAAAAUCUAUGGCCAGCAGGCAGCCGAUCGUAUACUGCGACCGGAGCAAGUGUUUCGUGGCUUCCUUGUCUCCACGCUAACGUGUCAGGAUUGCUAUAACAUUUCGUCGCGGCACGAAUACUUUCUGGACAUGUCGCUGCCGGUGGCGGUGGAGAAGCCGCAGCCACCGCAGCGUCGCAAAGUAAGUCCCGAAAAUUCUCCAAUGGCGCCGAAUGCAAUCAAUGCGAACUUCACCAACGGUGAGACGGAUGUGCCUUUCGCCAAGCCAGCGACAUUCUAUCUGCAUCAGGACGGGCAGGAACCAUUGGGACCCUCCAAGGCGCAGGUGAAAAAAGAUAAGGAGCGCGAACGCAAAGCGAAACGCGCCGCCAAACAUCAGCGCACCAAGCAGGCCCAGAAACUCUCGCUCAAACUGAACGUUAACGACGAGAACAACGCUAGCGCGGGCGGCGGCGAUGCUGACGCUGAUGUGGACCAGCAGCCCGGCAGUGGCGAUAAUCAGGCUCAGCCACAGUCGCCGGGCUCAGCUGAUGUUGAUACGGAUAUUGAAAAGACACGAUCAGCAUCGUGGGGCGAGGGACCGCGCGUCGAUUCGUUCAGCGGCACCACAUCAGAGCAUUCGGAUGCCGAUGUUGAGGAUAAUCUCGUGGAGGAUACAGCUGCUGAUGUGGGUGCUGGAGUCGCUGCCGCCGCUGCCACAACCAAAUUCUACACCGACACCAAUGGCAAUGCGCAGCCGUUGAGUGAGAAACGUGACGAUACCCCUGAGAAUAUGGACAAGGACUCGCUCGAGGAAGACGAGAAUGAUUCUGGUAUAGCCACGAGUCCAGCACCAACCACAGCGACUAGCAUCAGUGCAAGUGCCGCCAACUCAACGACAAACAGCACCACGAAUAGCAACAAUACUGUUGAUGGGGAAGGAGACAAGGAUAAGAAACAGCAGGAGUCGGAGGGCAGCACAGGAGCUGUGCUGGUCAAUGCUGGACUGAGCGAAGUGGGCGCCUCGCUAAUACGCCAGAUCUCGUCGGGUCAGCUGCAAAUCGAUCAACUCAAGCAACAGAUGGGCAAUCUAAAGCUACGCGAUGGAACUCAAUCACAAGGCGCAGCAGCAACUGGAGCAGGAAAAUCAGUGGCCGCAGCAGCAGCAGCGGCACGCUCGAAGCGUGUGCGCACCCAAAGCUGCUCGGAUUGGAGCACCACGAUUGCGCCGCGCUAUCAAUGCGAGGCCGAUGAAUGCUCGGUGCAAUCGUGCCUCAACAAUUUCACCGCUGUCGAGCUGAUGACCGGCCAGAAUAAGGUCGGUUGUGAGAGUUGUACGCGUCGCAUCAAUGGCGAUGCACCCGAUGCCAAGUCUGUGAAUACGAAUGCGACCAAACAGCUGCUCGUUUCCAGUCCGCCCGCUGUGCUCAUCUUGCAUCUGAAGCGAUUCCAGCUGGGGCCACGUUGUGUCUUCCGCAAGGUGACGCGGCAGGUUAGCUACUCGACGCUGCUGGACAUUGCCGCCUUCUGUGGCUCGAAGGUCAAGAAUUUGCCGAACAUUGAUCGCAAACAGAAGAAGCUACUCUACGCAUUGUAUGGCGUUGUGGAGCAUUCGGGAGGCCUCUAUGGUGGACAUUAUACCGCCUAUGUGAAGGUGCGUCCGAAAUUGACGGCCGACGAUAAGCGAUGGAAAUUCCUGCCGCAUGGCAGCAAAGCUGAACUCGAUCAGGACGAUGAGCUGGAGCAGCUGCUGGCCAAGGAGAAAGCACGCGAGAUGCGCAUGAAUGCUAUGGACGACAGCGAUGAUUUCUCCAACUCCAGCAGCAAUGACUCCACCUCAAGCGAGCACUCCGUUGAUCAUGCAAGUGGCUUGGAGAAUGGCGAUGAUGAUGCAGUCAGUGCGUCUGGGGAUCAGGCGGCGGAAAGCGGGACAACUGUCAAUGGCAAAGAAGGUGCUUCUCCUGCCGCGGCUACAGCUGAAGAUGAGGCGGCCAAUGUGCAGGCACCGCCAGGCAAAUGGUAUUAUGUAUCGGAUUCACGGGUCCAGGAGGUCAGCGAGGAGGCAGCACUCAAGGCGCAGGCGUAUCUGCUAUUCUACGAGCGCAUCUAUUAGACCGUUUUUCCAUCUAGCUCUUUAUUAGAUUCCAUUAACCUCCAGCUUCUCACAGUUUAGUAGCAGUAGAAUCUGAUCGUUGAUGGUCUUUUUUGUUUUGUUGUUUGUUUUUAGAGACUUUUUUAAAUACUUUUUAUUCUAAUUACUUUUCUAUCUCUUAUUUCUGAAUUGUGCAUUUGAACGCGGUAGGCGUGAAACUACAACGAAGAUGAUGGACUGAAAACUAACACAGAACUGACGGAAGACGAUAGAAAGUCUCGCCCCCCUCCAGACAGCAUUAGAAAGAGAUAGAUGGCGGGAAACACGGAGAAAGAGCGAGAGAACAGAGAGUAAAGCCAAGUAGAAGUGCAUUUGAGAAGCGUUAGGGGAGAGAUAGUUAGAUAGAUAGAUACCAUGAUGACGACAACAGGGCAGUGGGAGAAGAGACACACACACAUACACACACACACAUACAAAGUCCCAUAUACGAUAUGCAGGGCAGCAGAUCAACACACAUACACACAACACUCAAUCUCAUGCUCAAACACACACCACACUACAUUUUGCAAACAAAAUUUGUAAGUUAAAAAUGACACUUAUUUUUUUUUUGUUAUCCUAUAUUAUGUACAUUUUAAUUAUAUUUUCGAUUUAUUUUAAAUUGUUUUUGUAACGUAAGAUAAAAAGAACUUUUUUGAGUAAACAACUGAAUCAGACGACAUAAAAAAACAAGUUUAAAAAAGCUACCUAUAAGUGUACUCAACCGCGUUUUUUAAGAAUUCAGAGAGGGCGCGGCAAUCUAUAAGAAUAUUGUGAGAAAAUUUAGUAGUAUCUGAGAUGUGACUUUUGCCCUGAUCAAUAAUAUAUAAUAUAUACUGCUAUUAAAUGUUCCCCUGCAUGUCACACAUUUUAAAGGCACCAAGUUGUAAAAAAAAAAAAACAAAAUAUAGAAACUUGGUUUGAAGCAAAAGUAAAAAGGAUGAACAUUAUAGUGAAUGUUGCAAUUAACUAUAUUAAAUGAUAAUGAGAAAGCAUAAGAAGCGAAUUAUUAAAGCAAGUUUGAUGCGAGUUUUCAGAUUUUUGUAAAGUUUAUUAUUAGUUUUAAGUUAGCUGCAUAUAAAUAUUUAGUCUGUGGUCCAAAACAAAUACGAAAUGAACAACAUUGCCUCAAAGUUGAAUAAAAAAACAAACAAACAAACACAUGAAAGCGAAGAGAAAUAUGAUACUUAAGCAACAAGAAGAUGGAAAUGGAGAACAUAGACAUUAGGCGAUAAUUAACCAUACGUGUUUCUUAAACCUAUUUAAUGCGUUGUAUAAAGAUUCGAAAGUGAUUCUGUUCUAUGAUAGAGAUAACAAUAUACAUAUAGAAAUAGAAUAACAAAAAAAAAACAAAAAGAAAACAAAACAAAAAACAACAACAACAAACCAAUUGCUCGCUUCUGCCAAUAUAUUUAAUUAUAAUUCAAUUCAUAUACACAAUAUGAAUAAAUAGAUAUUAAAUGAAAUAGUUCUAAACGCAUUCUAAAUAGUUUUUACAAUAACUAUGCAAGGUAAACAUUUCUAAAAUAGUUAAUGAAAAUUACUACAACGAGAUUUAUACACAACAAGAAAACUAAAAAGCAAACAA
Drosophila nasuta is the source of this 5209-nucleotide messenger RNA. It is a transcript of the gene Usp16-45, whose product is annotated as ubiquitin specific protease 16/45. The record is from RefSeq and is a predicted model, not a curated record. The coding region runs from base 256 to 3606 and encodes 1116 amino acids. Gene Ontology annotation, biological process: protein deubiquitination. The transcript has 5 exons. Gene Ontology annotation, cellular component: nucleus; cytosol. Lineage: Eukaryota; Metazoa; Arthropoda; Insecta; Diptera; Drosophilidae. Gene Ontology annotation, molecular function: cysteine-type deubiquitinase activity; zinc ion binding.